Stegastes partitus (bicolor damselfish) is the source of this 3324-nucleotide messenger RNA. Its product is annotated as semaphorin-6A-like. The annotation marks the transcript as partial. NCBI's taxonomy places the organism in Eukaryota, Metazoa, Chordata, Actinopteri, Pomacentridae. Gene Ontology annotation, cellular component: plasma membrane. The record is from RefSeq and is a predicted model, not a curated record. Gene Ontology annotation, molecular function: semaphorin receptor binding; chemorepellent activity. Gene Ontology annotation, biological process: axon guidance; positive regulation of neuron migration; neural crest cell migration. The transcript is spliced from 10 exons.
GUGGUGUUUCCUCGGGUGGCGAGGGUUUGCAAGAACGACCGAGGAGGCUCGCCCCGUGUCCUGGAAAAGCAGUGGACCUCGUUCCUCAAGUCUCGGCUGAACUGCUCCAUCCCCGGCGACUCCCACUUCUACUUCAACAUCCUGCAGGCAGUGACGGACGUCAUUCACAUCAAUGGGAGGGAUGUCGUCAUGGCGACUUUCUCCACUCCGUACAACAGUAUUCCAGGUUCGGCGGUGUGUGCCUAUGACAUGGCGGAGGUGGCCAACACGUUCACGGGGCGUUUCAAAGAGCAGAAAUCCCCAGACUCCACCUGGACGCCUUUUCCCGAAGAGAAGGUUCCGAAGCCGAGGCCUGGGAACUGUGCCGGCACUCCAUCCAUGGAGAGGUACAAGGUAUCCAAUGAGUUCCCCGACGACACACUCAACUUCAUCAAGAUGCAUCCUCUGAUGGAUGAGGCCGUGCCCUCCAUCGCUAACAGGCCCUGGUUUCUCAAGACCAUGGUUCGAUACCGUCUGACGCGCAUCGUGGUGGACAGCGAGGCGGGUCCCAACAAGAACCACACGGUGGUGUUCCUGGGCUCUGAGAAAGGCAUCAUCCUCAAGUUCUUGGCCAAGAUGAACAACGGUUUCCUCAACGACAGCCUGUUUCUGGAGGAGCUCAACGUCUACAACCCCGACAAGUGCAGCAUAGAUGGCGUGGAGGACAAACGCAUCAUCGGUAUGCAGAUAGACAGCAAGAGUCACGCUCUGUGGGUCGCCUUCACUUCCUGUGUGGUCAAAGUGCCGCUGUCGCGCUGCGAAAGGCACGGACGAUGCAAGAAAUCCUGUAUAGCCUCCAGAGACCCGUACUGUGGUUGGGUAUCAGAGGGGGCCUGCAGACAGGUGGUCGGCAACACCAAAUCAGCCUUUGAGCAGGACGUGGAGCAUGGUAACACAGAUGGCCUGGGAGACUGCCAAAAUACCUUUGUGGCACUGAACGGCCACCAUCACCACCACCAUCACCACACCCUCUCACUUCCCACCUCGGCCCUCCCCGAGGCCGCGGAGGGGCCCCUUGGGCGGGGCCGCAUGGUGGAGCGGAAGGACCCCCCCAUGAGUUCUGACAAAGGGGAGGACCCCUACGUGGCGGUGCCCUCUCAGACUCAGCCCGAAGCCAAUGGUGUGAUCCGUGAGAGCUACCAGAAGGGCCGGGACCAGCUCGUUCCCGUGACCCUGCUGGCCAUCGCCGUCAUCCUAGCGUUUGCCAUGGGCGCCAUCUUCUCCGGCAUCAUCGUCUACUGCGUCUGUGACCACCGGCGGCGAGACAUGGACCUGACGGGCCGCAAGGAAAAGGACAGCCACCACCUCCACUCCCGCCGGGGAUCCAUGAACAGCGUGACCAAGCUCACCGGCCUGUUUGAGACGCAGGCCAAAGACGGUCGCCCCGAGGCCAUCCUCACCCCUUUGAUGCACAACGGGAGGCUGACACCGAACGGGAAGAUGCUGAUAAAAGCCGACCAGCAUCACCUGGACCUCGCUGCUCUGCCAACGCCUGAAUCCACUCCCAUGCAGCCGCGUCGCAAGCCCAGCCGGGGCAGCCGCGAGUGGGAGAGAAACCAGAACCUCAUCAACGCUUGUACCAAGGACAUGCCGCCUAUGGGCUCCCCUGUUAUCUCUACAGAUCUGCCCCUGAGGGCCUCGCCGGGGCACAUUCCCAGCGUGGUGGUCCUACCUCUCCCGCAGCAUCAGCACCAGCUCCAGCCUCAUCUGCAGCAGCACCAGCAGUCCUACCAGCACGAGUACGUGGAGCAGCCGCAUCACAGCGAUAUGGGCAUGGGUCACGGUGUCAUGGACGACCAGGGGGCCACCCUGGAGUACAAGACCGUGAAGAGCCCGUGUCACAACCUCACCAUGGUGGAUCCAGAUGGGGUGCUGCCACCUCGCGUGCCCCAACGAGAGGCGUCCCUCACCGUCCCUCCUGCUGUCCCGCAGAUGGGCAAACGCCUGGAGGUCCACUCGUCGGUCUACGGGCUCCGGAAAGGAUCGGCAUCUGGUGCUUGUGGAUCCUCCGCCCUCAAGAAGCACAACACCAACUCAUCUAAUUCCUCCCAUUUGGCGAGACAUCACAGCUUCAACCGUGUGGAGACUCCGCCGCCUGCACCUCAGAGGGUGGACUCCAUACAAAUGACAGCGCAGGGCAUAUCUCUGUCCCGGCAGCCUGGAAUGAGUUCCUACGGUUCACUGCCUCGAACGGGCAUCAAGCAUCUCAAGCCUGAUGUCCCACCCAAACCCUCCGUAGUCUCACUCUCGACAAAAGUCAAGUCCAGUGACUCCGGCACAUAGUCAGCUUCAAUGCCCGUCGGUCCAAUGUGAAAAGACAGAAGCGAAAGGUGUUUUCUGAACGAGAGAAAAAAACAGGGAAUACUGUACAACUUGCAUCUCCUUUUAGUGUUUCUGUUUGUUUUUUGGUGUACAUUACAGUGGAAAAUGCAACACAGUUUUUUUAAAGAAAACACUUUCUUUUUAUAUAAAUAUGUAAAUAUACGAUGGUUGUCGUCAUUUGUCGAGCUCCUGCUCCGGCCGGCUCCACACGGGAACACGUGCUACUGAAAAAGAAGAUGAUGCUCGUCCUGAAUAUUUCAUCCAAUGGCACCCUGUAGCAUUCAAGACGGCUGCUCUCUUGUUUGUGGUGUCUUUGGUCACGAGGAAACUUUAUCAUGCUGGUAAAAGCACAUAAGAAGACAGAGCGUGGUGGGGGAGGAGGAGGGGAGUUGGAGAAUAAUCGUUGUACAGUACCUUGAGGACUGGAGAAUCUGAGCGAACGAGCACUCAGAGAGAUUGGACUGAAAGGACAGACAGCUGCCUGGGUUCUGUCGGAAACUGUGAAAAGCCUCUCAGUGUUACAGCAAUCAAGUCCCGCCUGGGUUCGGUUGAAAAAGCCUGGGCCAGAAGAAUCUUCUACUGUACUGGUUACUGAUUAACACAUGACUGUUAAUACUAAUAGCUUGUUGUAUUUAUUUUUAUUAAGUGCUUUUGGAAAAAAGAAAACAAAAAAAAAACUGACUUUCUAGGCUUGGGGAGAAAAAGAGAGAGAGAGAGAGAGGACGAAGAGAUCUUUUAAUAUUAAUUAAUCAAGUGUGAGGAAAAAAAAAAAUAUUUAAAGUCAUUAAACUGGAGCCAGUAGAACUUUCUUGAUGACUAAAGGUCCACUCGGUCUUACUGUGCGCUCGGUGGGACCUGCAGCUUGAGAUAUGCGCGACGAGGAGGAGAUAUUUAUUUAAACUGUGCCAGACCAGGACUUUUACCUUUACGGACCAGAAUUUCCAUUGUUUUAGACCAAUCAUU